ACGCGCGCAGAAAUCAAUGUUGUAAUUGUCAAAGCAUGCGCUCGAAGGUGACGGUAGAAGAUCCUCGUACUCAGUACGGGAAAAUAUAUAACGUAGUAUCUAUAGAGAAGAACCUUGUUAUUUGAGCACCGUCGUCGAUCUUUUCAAGUUUUUCAUCCGUCGAGUUUUCCUUCCUCUCGCCGGCUCAACAUGGAUGAAAACCUGAGUCGAGGAUACGUCCAGCUGGGCAAGGCCAGGGGCAUGAACGAAUUUAAAUUCUCAAACGGAGUCACGCAUCUCUCCCCGCCCGUCGACAAAUGCAGUUUUGUUUAUAUAUCUUUGAUGAUCAGCGGCAUUGGGUUUUUACUACCUUACAACAGCUUUAUUAUAGCGGUAGAUUACUUUCAAGCAAGAUAUCCAGGAACUACUGUGGUAUUUGACAUGUCAGUCGUUUACAUCAUUAUGGCUUUCUUCGCGGUCUUUGCGAAUAAUAUUCUGAUCGAGACUUUGUCGCUGAACACACGAAUUACAUUUGGAUAUCUGGUGUCCUUUAUCACUCUAAACGUAGUGGUAAUCUGCGAAAUUUGGUGGCAACUUUUCAAUGUUGUAACUUCCUAUAACAUCAAUUUAAUUGCCGUCGCAAUAGUUUCGCUUGGCUGUACAGUUCAACAAUCGAGCUUUUAUGGAUACACAUCAAUGCUUCCUAGUAAAUAUACUCGAGCGGUGAUGACCGGAGAAAGCAUCGCUGGCUUUUGGGUGUCAAUUAUUCGAAUAAUAACGAAACUCAUGCUACCGGAUGAUCGUAGAAAUACAUCUAUGUUCUUUAGUUUGUCGAACGCAACAAUUCUCUUGUGUUUUAUAUUACAUCAAUUAAUACGAAAAACCGAUUUUGUGCAAUUUUACAUAACGCUAUGCCAAGAAAGGAAUCGAAUCACUUUAGAACCAACGGAGGAUGUCGGUCUGAUGGAUCCAUUAGAUCAAGUCGGUGAUCCUUCGAAAGGUCAGUACGGAGUGUUGAAAAUUCAGACAAGUCCGUUGGGAGCAGAAUCUGCGAGCGGAAGCAAUGAUAUAAAUGCAUCUGGACAGUAUUCUUCUGCUUUCUCAUUCAGUAAUCCAGUAUACGAACCUGGUGCUCCUUCGGAUAAUCCGUCUGGUAGCGCUGGACCAACUUACAAGGUCGAAGAUGUUGUAGUUAUGAGAGGAGCCUACGGAACACAAGCCAAAAGCACACCGUGGUCCGGCAUAAAAAGAGGUCUACUUGCGAGACUCGAAGUGGCUAAAUUGAUCUUUCCGUACAUGACCAGCAUUGGAGUUGCUUACUUUGUGACACUCAUUCUUUAUCCGGGAAUCAUGUCGGAAAUAAUAUCUUGCAAACUUGGCUCGUGGAUGCCGAUUAUUUUAAUGGCCGCUUUCAAUUUCUCAGAUUUACUUGGCAAGAUGUUUGCCAUGGUACCUUAUGAAUGGAAACGUACUCAGCUGCUCUACUUCUCUACCGUGCGAUUCAUACUUAUUCCUUUAUUUAUGAUGUGCGCAAUUCCACGUGAAGCUCCUCUUCUCUCGGGCGAGGGAUACGCAUUGUUGUUCUCUUGGAUACUUGGCCUGACAAACGGUAUACUUGGUUCUAUACCAAUGAUUCAGGCACCUAGCAAAGUUCCAGAAGAACAUCGGGAACUUGCAGGCAACAUCAUGACUCUGUCGUACAUUACUGGUUUGACUAUUGGAUCUAUAAUGGCGUAUAUGAUGGACGCCUGUCUUGGACCACAUGUACAAAUCAAGGAUGUAUGCUCGACAGUAGAGAAGAUUCAAACUUCGACGACCGCGUUCAGUAAUGUAACAGCGAGUAUCCUUACAACUACGAUAUCCUCCACCUUGCCUUCCAUCAAGAAAACGACGGCGUUGCCGAAGUUAAAAACUACUGCCAGUACGCUCACUACGAUUCUCAGCUCAACAUUAUUGUUGAACAACACAGUGAGCUUACUGAGCGAUGGAGAGUCGCUAGACGCGUCGACGACGGCCUUACCGAAGAUCUUAACUAACGUAACCAAUUUAAUGAGCAAUGCGACCUUACAACAUUAGGAGAUACAUAUUUGCGUGCUGUGUUAAAUCUGGUGCAUAUAUA
This is a messenger RNA of Pseudomyrmex gracilis, 2098 nucleotides long. RefSeq names its product equilibrative nucleoside transporter 4 (gene Ent3). The record is from RefSeq and is a predicted model, not a curated record. Bases 190 to 2055 code for a protein of 621 amino acids. NCBI's taxonomy places the organism in Eukaryota, Metazoa, Arthropoda, Insecta, Hymenoptera, Formicidae. The transcript is spliced from 11 exons. Gene Ontology annotation, biological process: nucleoside transmembrane transport. Gene Ontology annotation, cellular component: plasma membrane. Gene Ontology annotation, molecular function: monoamine transmembrane transporter activity; nucleoside transmembrane transporter activity.